Messenger RNA from Kogia breviceps (pygmy sperm whale), 2967 nucleotides. RefSeq names its product nuclear cap binding protein subunit 1 (gene NCBP1). NCBI's taxonomy places the organism in Eukaryota, Metazoa, Chordata, Mammalia, Artiodactyla, Physeteridae. The record is from RefSeq and is a predicted model, not a curated record. Gene Ontology annotation, cellular component: nucleus; nuclear cap binding complex. Gene Ontology annotation, biological process: mRNA export from nucleus; nuclear-transcribed mRNA catabolic process, nonsense-mediated decay; regulation of mRNA processing. Gene Ontology annotation, molecular function: mRNA binding; RNA cap binding; protein binding.
CCGUCGCGAGCGAGUGCGCCUGCGCGACGGCCACUCCGCGCGCCUCACCGCUGUCCUCGCGCCGGCUGGCUGCCCGAAGGUUCCUGCCGCGCUUCCCGCCCGGCGUCUCGGCUCGGCGGCGCACCGGCGUGCGGCAUGUCACGGCGACGGCACAGCGACGAGAACGAUGGGGGACAGCCACACAAAAGGAGAAAGACCUCUGAUGCAAAUGAAACUGAAGAUCAUUUGGAAUCUUUAAUAUGCAAAGUAGGAGAAAAGAGUGCAUGCUCUUUGGAGAGCAACCUAGAAGGCUUGGCUGGCGUUUUGGAAGCUGAUCUUCCUAACUAUAAGAGCAAGAUCUUAAGGCUUCUUUGUACAGUUGCACGUCUGUUACCUGAGAAGUUGACAAUUUAUACAACAUUAGUUGGACUACUAAAUGCCAGGAAUUACAACUUCGGUGGAGAAUUUGUAGAAGCCAUGAUUCGUCAACUUAAAGAAUCGUUGAAAGCAAACAAUUACAAUGAAGCUGUAUAUUUGGUCCGUUUUUUAUCUGAUCUUGUGAAUUGUCACGUCAUUGCUGCCCCAUCAAUGGUUGCUAUGUUUGAAAAUUUUGUAAGUGUAACUCAGGAAGAAGAUGUGCCUCAGGUGCGCCGAGAUUGGUACGUGUAUGCAUUUCUAUCAUCUUUGCCCUGGGUUGGAAAGGAGUUGUACGAAAAGAAAGAUGCAGAGAUGGACCGAAUCUUUGCCAACACUGAAAGCUAUCUUAAAAGACGCCAGAAGACUCAUGUGCCCAUGUUACAAGUAUGGACUGCAGAGAAACCGCAUCCACAAGAAGAGUAUUUAGAUUGCCUCUGGGCCCAGAUUCAGAAAUUGAAAAAGGAUCGCUGGCAGGAGCGGCACAUCUUAAGACCUUAUCUUGCCUUUGACAGCAUCCUGUGUGAAGCACUGCAGCACAACCUGCCUCCUUUCACACCACCUCCUCACACUGAAGAUUCGGUGUACCCGAUGCCAAGGGUCAUCUUCAGAAUGUUUGAUUACACGGAUGAUCCUGAGGGUCCUGUAAUGCCAGGGAGUCAUUCAGUGGAAAGAUUUGUAAUAGAAGAGAAUCUUCACUGCAUCGUUAAGUCCCACUGGAAGGAAAGGAAGACUUGUGCUGCACAGCUAGUGAGUUAUCCUGGGAAGAACAAGAUCCCCUUGAACUACCACAUAGUUGAGGUGAUCUUUGCAGAGCUGUUUCAACUUCCAGCACCCCCUCACAUUGAUGUGAUGUACACAACACUUCUCAUUGAACUGUGUAAACUUCAGCCUGGCUCUCUACCCCAAGUUCUUGCACAGGCAACUGAAAUGUUAUACAUGCGUUUGGACACGAUGAAUACUACAUGCGUAGACAGGUUUAUUAAUUGGUUUUCCCAUCAUCUAAGUAACUUCCAGUUCCGUUGGAGCUGGGAAGAUUGGUCAGAUUGUCUUACUCAAGAUCCAGAAAGUCCCAAACCAAAGUUUGUAAGAGAAGUUCUAGAAAAAUGUAUGAGGUUGUCUUACCAUCAGCGUAUAUUAGAUAUUGUCCCUCCUACCUUCUCAGCUCUAUGUCCUGCAAACCCAACCUGCAUUUACAAGUAUGGAGAUGAAAGUAGCAAUUCUCUUCCUGGACAUUCGGUUGCCCUCUGUUUAGCUGUUGCCUUUAAAAGUAAAGCAACCAAUGAUGAAAUCUUCAGCAUUCUGAAAGAUGUACCAAAUCCUAACCAGGAUGACGAUGAUGAUGAAGGAUUCAGCUUUAACCCAUUGAAAAUAGAGGUCUUUGUACAGACUCUGCUACACUUAGCAGCCAAGUCGUUCAGCCACUCCUUCAGUGCUCUUGCAAAGUUUCAUGAAGUCUUCAAAACACUAGCUGAAAGUGAUGAAGGAAAAUUACAUGUUCUAAGAGUCAUGUUUGAGGUCUGGCGGAACCAUCCACAGAUGAUUGCUGUACUAGUAGAUAAGAUGAUUCGUACACAGAUUGUUGACUGUGCUGCAGUAGCAAAUUGGAUCUUCUCUUCAGAACUAUCUCGUGACUUUACUAGAUUGUUUGUUUGGGAAAUUUUGCACUCCACAAUUCGUAAGAUGAACAAACACGUUCUUAAGAUCCAGAAAGAGCUAGAAGAGGCUAAAGAAAAACUCGCAAGGCAACAUAAACGGCGAAGUGAUGAUGAUGACAGAAGCAGUGACAGGAAAGAUGGGGCUCUUGAGGAACAAAUAGAAAGACUGCAGGAAAAAGUGGAAUCUGCUCAGAGUGAACAAAAGAAUCUCUUCCUUGUCAUAUUUCAGCGUUUUAUCAUGAUCUUGACUGAGCACUUGGUACGAUGUGAAACUGACGGGACCAGUGUGUUAACACCGUGGUAUAAGAACUGUAUAGAGAGGCUCCAGCAGAUCUUCCUACAGCAUCACCAAAUAAUCCAGCAGUACAUGGUGACCCUUGAGAACCUGCUCUUCACUGCUGAAUUAGACCCUCAUAUCCUGGCUGUGUUCCAGCAGUUCUGUGCCCUGCAGGCCUAAGGGUCACUUUUUUCCCCUUCCUAUCAAGAUGUUUUUAAGAUCUCAAAAUAACGUCUUAUUUUUGAUGGUUUGAACGCUUGCUUUCUUGUAGCAUCCUUUCUUGAAGCAGAGGGGGAGGACAGGACACUGAUGGUAUUGAUUACCUUUAACUGCCCCCUAAAAAGCAGAUAUUCCCUAAUGACAGUAAUGUGACAGUGACCAUAGGAUGUAUUAUGUGACAGAUACAACUUUUCUGAUAUUUUUUUCUCCGUAAGGCACAAAAAAGAUAACUGAUUUGAGGUAUGUGAAACACUAGAGGUCAAGCUUACAAAGUAGUAUAGAACUGAUGGGUUUAUUAUCAAGUAGCAUAGCUUUUCACAGCUCAUGGUUAACCUAACAUGGCUGAAAUAAAACUGAAAAUAUGUUUUUUAAACUUUGGUAUUUCAUGAUUUAUCAUCUGAGUCUACUUUAAAAUUAGUG